Messenger RNA from Peromyscus eremicus (cactus mouse), 4791 nucleotides. RefSeq names its product putative sperm motility kinase W. The record is from RefSeq and is a predicted model, not a curated record. Gene Ontology annotation, biological process: protein phosphorylation; intracellular signal transduction. Gene Ontology annotation, molecular function: ATP binding; protein serine/threonine kinase activity. Lineage: Eukaryota; Metazoa; Chordata; Mammalia; Rodentia; Cricetidae. The transcript has 3 exons. Gene Ontology annotation, cellular component: cytoplasm.
GCUGAUUUAGGUGACCUGUGGGACUUUCCUAGCUAUCUGGUUAGUUGUUGAGCUGAGACUUCACCACCACCUGUCUGCACAGGAGCACAGUGACCACCUAGCCUCAUGGACUGCCACCCCAACACGAAGAGCCUGAACAGCCAAUAUAUGGUCCUAUUUCCCAUCGGCCACGGUGCAUUUGGCUCUGUGCAACUGGCCUACCAUCGCCUCACAGGCAUCCCAGUGGCAGUAAAAUUGAUAGAAAACCUUGAGGAGGACCUCCAGUUCAUCAUAUCUGAGAUGGUGGCCCUCGAAAAACUGCACCACCCCAACAUCAUUCGCCUCUUCCAGGUGCUGGUAACACCAGAGCGAAUCUGCUUCAUCACGGAGUUUGCCCCGGGAGGAGACUUGUUCCAAAAAGUGACGGAGGAGGGCAGGCUGCAGGAGGAAGAGGCACAGAAAAUAUUCGGGCAGAUCCUGUCAGCCGUCAAGUAUUGCCAUGACCUUGACAUCGUCCAUCGAGACCUGAAGCCCGAAAAUAUCCUCUUAGACGAAGAGGGAAACGUGAAGCUGGCAGACUUUGGUCUUUCCACCAGUUGUAGAGCUGGAACUCUACUGCAAGAGCAAUGUGGGACCAAGACCUUCAAUGCCCCAGAACAGGUACUGGGAUUGGGCUAUGAUGGGAAGAAGACGGAUGUGUGGAGUCUGGGUGUGCUGCUCUACUUUAUCACUACCGGGAACCACCCCUUCCAAGGAGACACCAUGGAAGAGAUCCAGGGGAAGAUCGUCACAGGCACCUAUGACAUUCCAGCUCACAUCUCUGGGCAACUGGAAAAUUUAAUUCACCAAAUAUUGACGGUUGCCCCAGAGAGGAGGCCCUCCAUUGAAGACCUUCAGCAACAUCCAUGGGUCAUGAACUGGAAAGAAUAUAUCCCAAGUGAAACCUUCGUGGAUCCAAAGGUCCUAGACACACUCUCUGACCUCGGCUUUAAUACGAAUGACGUUUUGGAAUCCCUCCAAAAAAAUACAUACGAUGAGUUUAUGGGGACAUACCUCACCAUCAAAGAACAGGCACGCAAGGGGCUGCCGCUUGAGCUCGGCUGCACCACCUGAGCCAAGCCUGUGGACGCUGGAGCUGCUCCUCCUGCAUCCCUAGCAUAUCCCUCUGUCUCUGGUCUUCCCCAAAAACGGAGGGCCAGUGAGCCCAUCUUUGGCCUCCUGAACACCCAGACCUCACCACAGCACCUGCCUGUUGUGCCAACAGCACCAGGGCAGAAGGUGGCCAGAAGUGCCUCCAUGCCUGUACAUUGUCCCCAGAACAAGAGCCCCACUAUUAGCUCUGCCACCCUAUCCAGAGGCGAGACUUCUCCAAGUGUCUGCAGCAGCAUAUCAGAAGAGGAAACCAUCCCGUCCCCUGGGACUGACUCUGACAUGGAAAAUGCACUGAACCCUCAGAACAUCGGGUACAUCCAGAGACUGUGCAAGAGAAUCAGGGCUUGCCUCUCAAGAUUAUGCUGAUUCUCGGGGGAUCGAAAGACACAAGUCCAGCCCAUGUUCAACAACAAAGUGGCUCCCCUGAAAGAGACAGGAUGAAAAGCCCAAGGAAUUGGGCAUGCAGGUUUGAAAGUGCAUAUGUGCUUUGCAUUUUAUUUCCUCUGCCUUUUCAUCGAAAUAUCAGAAAGGUAUAUAUUUGUUUUGUGGGGUCCAUGGGAUGUUCAGAUGUAUUUCUACACCAGCUGGAUUAAACCCUGCCACUUAGCAUACCUCCUCAGGAAGAUAUCCUGCUGGAACAUACUCAGGUCGUGUCCAAUGUAACUGAACUAGCAGUAGACAACAAAAGACUGUGAUCGGAGUGGGGUGGGUGGGGGGUGUUGUGAUGUGGAGCUGUUGUCCACAGGGAACAGAUGUUCAUAUACAAGACUUUGCUUGGAGAUCUAGGGCCUGGCAGAGUAACUAUGGUCAAAGGUCAAAGGGCCAUUUCAAUGUCUCCCUACAGUUCAACUGGACAGGCAGAGUGUGUCAAGUCCUGUGAGGCCUGAUGUCACAUUGAAGAGGCCAACUGUGGGAGCCUGAGCUGGAUCCCAGUUCCUGCAUACCCUGAGCACCCAGUCUAGACGAGAUGUCUGCAAUAUCACAGGACUCUCCACUGUGGCAUUCCAGGAGAAUGCCCUCAAAGGACAGAGGUUGAUUACAAAACAUCCAUCAAUUUCCAAUCUUCAGUCUUUCACAUCUGAGGAGCCUGGAGGAGGGACUCUACUGAUUUUUUCACGGCAGCCAUGUGAGCUAGAUCCUUGCAUUUCCUGGGCAUUUUGUUCUCAAUUGUGGGAUCUCUGACUACAAAGGCAAGCGGUUCCUUGUUGCUGAGGGUCAUGCCUGACUAGAACAAGAUGUGACUUGAAAAACAAGGUCAAUUCUCUCACCUAAGCAAGGGAUGGAGAAGGGAUGUGAGGCCAUUGUACGUAAGAAAGAAAUGUCCUGAUGGAAUCUAAUGUCAUGAUCUAGUUCCUGGCAGAGGGACUAUGGUCAAGGCUCAAAGGGGCCACCUGGAGAUUUCCCUGCAGUUCAGAUGGACACACAAGUGUACUGAGCUCUGAAUUGUAUUCUGAUAGCACAGAGUGGGGCAUCAGCCAGGUCUGGUCACAAGUAUCUGCAGAUGAAAGUCUGGAUGCUUAGUAUCACCUGCUAGAUGUCCAGUCCAUGGGACACCGGGCAACCCAAGAAGUCAUUGUGAUUGCAGUGCUACAGGAGUCUCCACAGGGAACUAACUCCAUUCUCAAGAGCAGUGGAUACUGGGAUAGCCAUCCAAAGCAUCUGAUGAUCAGGCAAGAAGCGCUGAGGAUGUCUUCAAGCCCUACAUGCCAAGAAGAAAACAAACUCAUUCUCAUGGGGCAUUAACGCUGGCCCCCUUUCCCUUCCCUUCCUCUAUGUACUCUAUGUCCAAUCACCCAGAAGACAUUUCCUUCUGACAGUCACAGUAGAACCCUGCUCCAGAUUUUCGGGAACACAGUUGGGAUGGGGAUCUGGACCUCUCUGUCCUUCCAUGUCUGUAUGGACAUUUAGGAUGUGUGCAGUCUCCGGAUGGUCCCGUGCCAGCUGCAGGCUGGGCUGAGCUGGAGCUUUGUCAUCAUCUAAUGCAGAAGCCCUUGUACCAAUAUGUGAUCCUGUUGACAAGGCUGUUCUGCCCCUCAAGCCAAUGGGCUGAUUCACCUGUCCCCAUAUAAAGACAGCCCAGCAUGCCCUUACCGGGUGCUACCGUCACUAUGGAGACACUAAGACAAGAAGGACUGUGACAGUACGAAGUGGGAUGGGAAGACAUUGUGAGGCCCAGCUGUACCUGGGAACUAGACAGCGAAACCACCGAUCCCCUCUUCAGACCUGCAUUCUAUACUACUGUCCUUGUACCAAAGCUCUGUCACGGAGAAGGCAACAAUUUCUCCCUGAAUCUCCUUCAGCCUAUAUUCUGAGUCUUCUAGAUGGGAAGAACCUGGAGGAGGGUCUCUCCAGAUGUGUCAGAGGGUGGCCCUGUGAGCUGGGUCACUGCAUCUGUUGGGAUUUUGUUCCAGGUGUGGGAUAUGUGACAGAGCUAGGCUUACAGCUCUAGCCAUGCAGCCUGUUCCUCACUUCCUGGCAUGUGCCUGCUCUAGUCUCCCUGUAGCAUCAUGGGAGCGGUUCUUCCUCCACAGCCCUGAUCCCAUUCUUACCGACAAGGAAUGAGAGAGAAGACUGGGUCUUAGGUUUGAGCCCAGCUUCUGGGUUGCCUUUGUGCAAUGAUCUGAGCUGUUCUUUUGUCAGUUGACACUCGAUGGACACGGCCAUGUGCCAGGCCCUCAGUAGGGGCUGGAUCCCAGGAUCGGUAGUCUGGUGGUCAAGCCGUCCACAGGGAGCUGGCACUCUGGUAGUGUCCAGGAAAAUCAGGAAGACAAAGGUCCUGAGACCCUCAGUCACCUUGAGGAGACCCGUCACUGUCCAGGAUUUUCUUUCUACUCCGAAAAGAAGGCACUGAGUGGGGCAGGUGGGAUGCAUCACAAAUCCUCUCUGCUCUGACCUGCUGUCACUGUCUUCUUUGUGGAUGUCACCAGAAACAGCAGAGCAGUCAAGCAUCAUGAGGUGUCCCUAAUGGAGACGUCCCAGGCUCAAGUCACAGUCAACUGUGCACCAAGGUCCUUCCGUGUAGGUGGCUGGGCAGUCUGAACACAAAGUCUUGCUGUGUCCGUGAGGGCCCGGGCCCUGGGACUCUCUAACUUCCUGCUGCAGUUGUUGCUGUGUCUGAUGCUCCUGCUGCCAAAACCUACGUCAUGGAUUUGAAAACAUGAGUUUCCAACCUCAAACCUGGACAGUUCUACGUCAGAGAGGACAAUGUCUAGAUUUGAAAUGGAAGACCAGGUCCACCGGUUAUUCCUAAAUGUGAGAAAUCUGGGGAUCUGUUUUUUUUCACAUCGGGUGCUUCAAGAGAAUACACAAGAGAAUCAUGGUUUGUCUAUAAAAAAAUGUGCUACUUCAAUCACAAAAGCCCAUCCUAUGUUUAACAACAAAGCGAUUCCCAUGAAAGAGGCAGGGUGCAGAGAAGAGUGAGGAAUUGGGCAUGCAGGUAUGAGAGGGUACAUGUGCGCUUUGCAUUUUAUUUUCUCUGCCUUUUCAUCCGAAAAAUAAGAAAUGUGUAUGCUUGUUUUGUGGGGACCAAUGGGGUGUUCAGAUGUAUUUCUACACCAGCUGGCUUAAACCCUGCCACUUAGCAUACCUCCUCAGGAAGAUAUCCUGCUGGAACAUACUCAGGUGGUGUCCGAUGUAACGGAACUAGCAGUAGACAACAAA